AUGGGUACCUUUGUGUUUAAAUGGCCCCAUCCUGAAGCCAACGAAGUCUACGUCACCGGAACAUUUGAUGACUGGGGGCAGACCGAAAAGCUGAACAAAGUGGGCGCUACAUUUGAGAAAGAAGUUCAGCUUCCAGAUGCCAGCGUAAAGAUCUUAUACAAGUUCGUCGUCGAUGGAGACUGGGUCACAGACCCCACGGCCCCUCAAGAAGACGAUGGCCACCACAACAUCAACAAUAUCUUGAAGCCUGAAGAUAUCAAGAAGCACGGAACGCAUGCUGGUGAAAGAGUAGCUACAGGCGUAGCUGGAGCCGCAUUCCUGUCAAGCGCGCAUCCUGACAGCACCAGUACGAAACUCGCCGGACAAGUGCCGAAGGAAACAGGAAAGCCAGUACCCGCAGUUGAGGAGGACGUGAAGAUUUUGGCACCUGGUGCUUUCCCCGAGACACCAUCCAAUGAGCUUGAUUCGUUUUCUGUCAAUCCAAUCCCAGCGUCCUCGGGGCCAGGCAAUCCCGUCUCGAUACCGGCAGGCGAGAAAGUGCCAGACCAUGAGGAAGCCACUGGCAAUAAGGUUGACUCGAAGGUAACUACAUCGGAAGAGGACUAUGAGAAGGAUGCGAGCUCCGCCCUGCCGGAGGAAAAAUUAUUUAGCGUCAACCCGAUUCCACCGUCAUCAGGUGCUGGGAACCCAAUCUCACUACCAGCCGGUGAGAAGCCACCCCAGCACGAAGACAUCACCGGCAAUAAGGUUGACUCGAAGGUAACUACAUUGGAAGAGGACUACGAAAAGGAUGCGAGCUCCGCCCUGCCGGAGGAAAAAUUAUUUAGCGUCAACCCGAUUCCACCGUCAUCAGGUGCUGGGAACCCCAUCUCACUACCAGCCGGUGAGAAGCCACCCCAGCAUGAAGAAAUCACCGGCAAUACCGUUGAUUCUCAGGUAACGACCUCGAAGAACGAUUACGACAAGGAUGCAAGCUCUUCUUUCCCAGAAGAGAAGUCAUAUGGCAUCGACCCGAUCCCAGCAUCUGCGGGUAUUGGCAACCCUGUCUCCGUUCCAGCCGGAGAAUCGGUGCAGGAACAUAAGAGCCUUCUGCCGCAGUCCAUAUACGCAACCGCAACCACGUCAAAAGAAGACUACGACAAAGCAGGAAGCGCAGCAAUGCCGAUUGGAGGCACUGGUGAAGUCCCUGCUGAGGCCAACGAUUCUGCUUUUUCUGUCCCAGAGAAAAGCAAUGACAUGAUUCCGGAAUCAUCACUACCGAUGUCAGGUGGGGUAGAGGAUACACUUGGCACUGGUCCUUUGAUUCAAUCCUCUGGCCCUGGCACAACUACUGCUGCUCUAGCUGGACAAGUGCCGCUUGAGCCGAAGUCCAGGGCCGCAGUUGUUGAAGACGACAUAGCAUCAAGCACUGACGCUGGACCCUUCAUUCAGUCCGCCGGUCCUGAUACAACCACGGCUGCUCUAGCUGGACAAGUGCCGCUUGAGCCGAAGUCCAGGGCCGCAGUUGUUGAAGACGACAUUGCUGGUGCUGAUGCUUUUAUUCAGUCCUCUGGCCCAGGUACAACGACUGCCGCACUGGCCGCAGAAGUGCCUAUUGAACCAAAGUCCAAUGCCACUGUCAUUGACGACCCCACCCUUUCAGCUGCUGACACGGGUCCCUUUGUCCAAUCCUCUGGGCCAGGCACAACCGGUGCCGAACUAGCUGGUCAAGUGCCCCUUGAACCAAAAUCCAAAGCCACCGUUGUUGAUGACAAGACUAACAACCCUGGACCCUUUAUCCAAUCCUCUGGCCCAGGCACAACCGCUGCUGCACUAGCUGGCCAAGUGCCGCUCGAGCCAAGGUCCCAAACCACCGUUAUCGAAGAUGAAGCACCAUCGGCAACGGUAAGCGGUCCUGCUCCAGAUGUGCCAGAAGUUGUCAAAGAGUCAUUAUCGCAAGCCCACGAGUCACCCGAGGCGGCGGCAUCGGCGGAAGCAGUACGGGAGAAGAAAGAGGUCGAGAGUGAGCUUCUCCAAGAGGUGAAGUCUACCGAUGCUGCUGGUGUACCAGCACCCACGAUUACUGCCGCUACCUCUGCCACCGCUCCAUCAACCGCUCCGGUUGAUUCGAAGGCACUCGAACCGGUGAAGGAAGCCGAAAACGCAAACGGAAAGGAUCAAGCCCCGUCGCGAGAUAUCAGCCCCAUGGGUAGAGAUUCAGAUGCCGUAGCUCCCCAACCAUCAUCACCAAUAGUCACUACUGGUGUGGGUGAAUCGAAGACCAGCACUGUCAGCACGCCUCAGAAAACAACCACCCCAGCGUCGUCCGCAGCAUCGUCUCCAGCAGAUGCGAACGGGGCAAAAGACAAGAAGAAGAAAAGACUGAGUUUCUUUGGCAAACUGAGGGAUAAGCUCAAGAAUUGA
Endocarpon pusillum Z07020 is the source of this 2403-nucleotide messenger RNA. RefSeq lists its product as uncharacterized. NCBI's taxonomy places the organism in Eukaryota, Fungi, Ascomycota, Eurotiomycetes, Verrucariales, Verrucariaceae. The coding region runs from base 1 to 2403 and encodes 800 amino acids. The transcript is spliced from 3 exons. The record is from RefSeq and is a predicted model, not a curated record.